UUUUCAUAUAUACGAUACAAGAGACAGAGUUAGGAGUGUUUGGUGUGUGUGAGAGCAAAAUCAAAAUGUGGGCAAGCGCAGAAGGUGGUGCUCCGGAGGUUACUCUGGAAACUUCCAUGGGUUCUUUCACCGUUGAGCUGUACUACAAGCAUGCGCCGAGGACUUGUAGGAACUUCAUUGAACUGUCUCGCCGAGGUUACUACGACAACGUUAAAUUCCACAGGAUCAUCAAGGACUUCAUAGUACAAGGUGGGGAUCCCACUGGAACAGGAAGGGGAGGAGAAUCCAUAUAUGGUGCAAAGUUUGAAGAUGAGAUAAAACGAGAGUUGAAGCACACUGGAGCUGGAAUCUUAUCCAUGGCAAAUGCUGGCCCAAAUACCAAUGGUAGUCAGUUCUUUAUUACUCUGGCACCAUGCCCCUCUCUCGAUGGAAAACACACAAUAUUUGGAAGAGUGUGUAGGGGGAUGGAAAUUAUCAAAAGACUUGGCAGCGUCCAAACAGAUAACAACGACAGGCCCAUCCAUGACGUUAAGAUACUACGUACCUCAGUCAAGGAUUAGUAGUGGACCAAACAAAACAUAAAGGCAUUCGGCAUUGCUAUGACGAAGAAUGUCAAGACUUGGCUUCGUGAUUAAUCUUCAGAACUGUCAGUUGUAUUUUUAUUUACCAAUCACUGAUACAGGGAAAACAAUGUAUGUUUUUCAUUACUAUUUUUUUUACAUGUAGUGUUGAACUAUUUAUUACAGGGAAAGGAACUUCAAUUUUGUGUAGUUAGCGAUGGUGCAAUUUUAUUCAUGAAAACAACGUAGAGAAGAGGUUCUGGCAAUUGAGAAUA
Glycine soja is the source of this 835-nucleotide messenger RNA. Its product is annotated as peptidyl-prolyl cis-trans isomerase CYP18-2. Gene Ontology annotation, cellular component: catalytic step 2 spliceosome. Gene Ontology annotation, molecular function: peptidyl-prolyl cis-trans isomerase activity. The record is from RefSeq and is a predicted model, not a curated record. NCBI's taxonomy places the organism in Eukaryota, Viridiplantae, Streptophyta, Magnoliopsida, Fabales, Fabaceae. Bases 66 to 560 code for a protein of 164 amino acids. Gene Ontology annotation, biological process: protein folding; protein peptidyl-prolyl isomerization. The transcript is spliced from 6 exons.